GAGGAGGUGGUGGUGUGGGGGCAAGAAGAGGGGGCUCGAGAAAGAAAAGUGUGAGGGCUGUGUCUGGGGGAAGCAGAAGUGAUGAGAGAGCGAACGGGGAGGCUGGAGGAGGCUGCCCGUCCUGCUGCUGCAGCACCCCCGCGGCCACCGCUGCUGCCCCGCCGCCCCCCGCCCGCUCCAUGGAGGCUCUGAACGGACCUGGACACAACCCCGGUCCCGGCCCGGGACCCGGCGAUGCUCUACGACAUCCUUCUUCUCCUUCGCCCGGCCACCACCAUCCGCACGCCGAGAAGAAGCGGCUGCACCGCGCCCCUUCGCCCGCCAGACCCUUCCUCAAGGACCUCCACACCCGCUCCGCCGCCGCCACCGCCGCCAAGCCGCCGCCCGCACCCCCUAAAUCCCCCGGCCUUUCCAGCCGGCCUCCUCCGUCUCCGCACCCGGGAGCCCACCCGCCGGCCGCGGGGCUCCUGGCAGCACCGGGCCGCCUCUCCCGCCGCCCCACCGCCCCGGGGGGCAAGGCCGCCGCCGCCGCCGCCGGCACCGCCGCGGGCAGGGCGGGUGCAAAGGCCUCCCCGUGCGCUAAGCGGGCGGCCCGCGGUCCGGAGCUGGGCCCCGGUGGUCGCGGUGGCGGGAGGCAGCCCGGUAGCGAAGGGGCCCCGCCGCCCGGUAAGGGUAAGAAGGGGAAGCGGGUCUCGGCGGCAGCGGGCAGCGGCCAUGCGGCGGCGGCUCUGGCCCGCGUCGGCCACACGGACAGCAGCUCCGACCUGUCUGACUGCCCCUCCGAGCCGCUUUCCGACGAGCAGCGCCUGGCCCCGGCAGCCAGCAGCGACGCCGAGUCCGCUACCGGCUCCAGCGACCGUGAACGGGAGGCUCUCGCCGCACAACCCGCUUCCGAGCUAACCCGCACUGGCACCGGGCGUGGAGCUCCGCCGCUUCCCGGGCCGCGGGGGGAUCCGCUGCCCGUGGCUCCGAGUGGGGGAAGAGCAUCGAGCCGCGGGGAACCGGCACCGGCGGCGGCCCCGGAGGAGCUGCAGCGGGAGGUGGAGGAGCUGCGCUCGGAGAACGAGUACCUCAAGGAUGAGCUGGAUGAGCUUCGGGCCGAGAUGGAAGAAAUGCGUGACAGCUACUUAGAAGAAGAUGUUUACCAGCUGCAGGAGCUGCGGCGAGAGCUGGACCGGGCGAACAAGAACUGCCGCAUUCUGCAGUAUCGUCUCAGGAAAGCCGAGCAGAAGAGCUUGAAAGUUGCACAAACAGGCCAUGUGGAUGGAGAGCUCAUCAGGAGCCUGGAACAAGAUUUAAAGGUAGCCAAAGAUGUUUCUGUCAGACUGCACCACGAGUUGGAGAGCGUGGAGGAGAAACGUGUUAAAGCAGAAGAUGAAAACGAAGUCCUUCGGCAGCAGAUUAUCGAGGUGGAGGUGUCCAAGCAGACGCUGCAAAAUGAGCUGGACAAGUUAAAAGAGAGUUCCCUGAAGAGAAGAGGCAGCAGAGAGAUACACAAAGAAAAAAAGACGUUUACCCAGCAGAAUUGCAGAAUGGAGCCUCUUGGAAAAGCCCAGGCAUCAGGCAAACCCCAGAGAAAAGUGGUCCUGCAGCGCAAGGAGGACAGUGCUGAUUUGAAGUGCCAGCUCCAGUUUGCCAAAGAGGAGGCAGCGUUGAUGCGCAAGAAGAUGGCCAAGCUGGGGAGAGAGAAAGAUGAACUGGAGCAGGAGCUCCAGAAGUACAAGUCCAUCUAUGGAGACGUGGACAGUCCCUUGCCUACUGGGGAGGCAGGAGGACCACCCAGCACCAGGGAGGCUGAGCUGAAGCUUCGUUUGAAGCUGGUGGAGGAAGAAGCCAACAUACUAGGCAGAAAAAUAGUGGAACUGGAGGUGGAGAACAGGGGGAUUAAAGCUGAGAUGGAGGAUAUGAGGUGCCAGUAUGAAAAAGAGUGUCUCAGCAGGGACCACAUUUCAAGCAUUCCUACCUCACCCUACGGCGACUCCGUGGAGUCAGCCACGGAGCUGCGCCGGCACCUGCAGUUUGUGGAAGAGGAAGCAGAGCUACUGCGGAGGUCGAUCUCCGAAAUCGAGGAUCACAACAAGCAGCUAACCAACGAGCUGAACAAAUUCAAGUUCGAGCCGGGCCAAGAACCGGGCUGGUUGGAUGAGACAGCCUCCAAGUGUGGUGGGACCUUGCAAGAGGAGCUGAAGUCAGCCAGGUUGCAAAUCAAUGAGCUGAGUGGGAAAGUGAUGAAGCUGCAGUACGAGAACAGGGUCCUGAUGUCCAACGUCCAGCGUUACGAUCUUGCCUCUCACCUGGGCCUGCGCACUUCCAGCCCCAGGGACAGCGACGCUGACAGCGAUGCUGGGAAGAAGGAGAGUGACAGCGAUGAGGGUCGUCCACCUCAGCCAAAGAGAGAGGGACCCAUUGGGGGUGAGAGCGACUCCGAAGACGUUUAUGAGAAGACAUCGGGUUUUGGGAGUGGGAAACCAUCGGAAGUGAGCGACCUGUGCUCCGCUGAGCUCAUCAGAGUGAAAGAGGACACCGAGUCACUAAUCAACAUCAAACGCGAGGCGGAGCGGCUGGAGCGGACCGUGGAGCGCCUUAUCACUGACACGGACAGCUUGAUCUACGACGCCAAGGUGCACAUAACCAGCAGCCCGCCCGCCCAGCAGGACCUCAGAAGCAGUGACGAAAGAGGAGAAGACAAGUACGAACCCGAGCUUCUGGACACGGUCAACGUCAGGAUGAAAGCUUUCCGGAAGGAGCUGCAGACCUUCCUGGAGAAGGUUGAUCACAUUGGAGAGGGCCUUAAGGAGCAGAUGGAAGACCUUUCCCCUCUUCCCCAUCUCACCGAGUCUUCCAGUUUUCUGUCCACGAUGACAUCCAUGUCCCGAGACUCUCCCAUUGGUAACCUGGGGAAGGAUUUAAUCACCGACUUCCAGUCCAAACUGAGGGAUCAGAUGGCGUGGCAGCUCAAACAAGACCGUGGAGAAGAGCAAGAGAUUCACCACCAGCGAGCCACCACCGACCCACACCGCAGAGCUGAUGGAGACAUUAAACUCUACAGGCCAGCAGACAAGGGCUGUUUCAGUCUAGAGAAUGUAUCGAUACAGGAGCUUCAGGCUCAGCUUGAGCAGGAGACGAGACUUCACCGAGAGGAGCAAGAAAAGUUUGCAGAGAGGAUCAUCCAGCUGGAGGAGGAGCACUUGCAGACCCUGCGGAGGAAAGACUUGGAAGUGCAGAGCCUGACUUUGCAGAACAAACUGGAGGAAAAGACCUGGAGCCAGGAGAAAAGCCUGCUGCAGCAAGAACUCAGGCAUUUCAAGCAGGACACCUUUCUGCUGUACGUCAAACUGAAGUGGCUGCUGAAACACUGGCGGCAAGGCAAGCGAAUGGAGGAGGAAAGGGAGGACGUGCUAGAGACCGAGCACCCCGAGGCCCUCCCAGACUUUGGCAUUCAGUCUGAGCAGAAGGUGGAUGAUGCAGGAAGAGAUGAAGAGGAAGAUGUUGUGUUUCCACUGGCAGAUUUCUCCCAGUGUCCCACCACGGAGAGCACUGAUCACGGACCACCACUGCAGACUGCAGAGUUACUGCAGCAGCAGAAGCAGGCAAGUGAGAACCGGAGGCUGCUGAACGCUCUGAAGGCUUUGCUGGAUGAGUUCCGCUGGGAGCUGCGGGAGGAGGAGCGCGAGCGCCAGGGCCUCCAGCAGCAGUACGCCCUGCACAAGGCAGCCUGGGAGGUGGACGUGGCUGAGCUGAAGUGCCACCUCCAACAGGUGGAAGGGAAGAGUGAGAACACCUCAGGAGAAACAGGCCUCACUUCUGAUGCAAAGGGAGCCUUUAAAAGGGAGAGAGAGGAGCACAAGAAACUUCUGGCUGAGAGUCACAGUGUAGUGAUGGACCUCCGCUGGCAAAUCCAGCACAAUGAGAAGAACUGGAACCGGGAAAAGGUGGAGCUCCUCGACAGGCUUGACAGAGAGCGGCGAGAAUGGGAGCAUCAGAGGAAGGAGCUGCUCAGGAGGAUAGAGCAGCUUCAGAAGGAAGUGAGCCCUCGAAGAGGAGGCAGUUUUCUCUGUGACCAGAAGGAGAACAACCAUCGUCCAUUCGCAGCCCAGGGCAAUCUGCACGUGCCUCGUGCCAUGGGCUCAAGGUCCUACUCCGAUUCCGACGCCAUUCAGUUUGAGGACAGGUCACUGUCCAAGCUGAAGGAGAGCGACCGCUGCAGUGCCACAGAGAACCUCUUCCUGGAGUCGCUGUCUCUUGAUUCCCCUGAUGAGUCUGAUGAGCACCGCUCCCGGCAGCUGGAGCGGGAGAAGUUCCUCACCGGAAUAACAGAGGAGGAAGAAACACACAAAGGAAACCUUCAAAGGGCGAUGUCUGUUUCCUCCAUGUCGGAAUUUCAGCGCCUGAUGGAUAUUUCCCCAUUUCUGCCAGAAAAAAACUUGCCUUUAUCGAGCAGCAAAGAUGACAUUACCCCUCCCCUGUCUCCUGACGACCUGAAGUACAUCGAAGAGUUCAACAAAAACUGGGAUUACAGUAACCCAAGGAAUCACGGUGGGGCCACUGAGAAGCCUGCAGAAGGCUGGGCGGAAAGGACAGAAAUGGGGAAAGCUGGCAACGAGCCUCCCUCAGACCCCUUUCAGGCAUCCUCGUGGUACCUCACCACCAGUGUCACCAUGACGACUAACACUGUGACCAGCCCGGAGCACUGCCAGAAGCAGCCGACGAGGAGUCACAGCGUAACAGAGAAGAUGGGAGUUCGGGUCUUCCACAGCCCCCCGGUUGUCCGCAGGUUUGAUAACUCGGUGCUCAGUGGCAGCGAAGGGAAGAGCCAGGUGGAGCCGGAUUUCCUCUUCUCUGUGACCAAAGCCAUGGGGAACGGCGCCGAGGCAAAAGGUCCUUCCGCGGACGUGUUCGGGAGGUGGUCGUGUGAGCUGGCCAAACACCACAAGGACUUUCUGGAGGGCGGUCUGCGUCCCAUCGAGCGGCCCCUUUGCACUACCGUAGGCUUUGCCUCGCCCUUGCACAGCCUGGAGAUGUCCAAAAACAUGAGUGACGACAUGAAGGAGGUGGCUUUCUCCGUGCGCAACGCCAUACGCUCCAACUCGGCAGAGCCGCAGUUCAAGGACUCCGCCUGUCAGACCAACGGCAUGAGAACCACCGGCACACAGACCACCCAGACCAUCAGCGUCGGCCUGCAGACAGAGACCCUGCGCAGCAUCACCAGCAGCCCACACAAGUGUCUGACGCCCAAGGGGGGGUCCACGCCUGUCUCUUCGCCGUCCCGAAGCCUGAGGAGCAGGCAGGUGCCGCCGGUCAUCGAGAAGGUGCAGGCUAAGUUUGAGCGCACCUGCUGCUCCCCCAAGUAUGGCUCUCCCAAGCUGCAGAGGAAAGCCCUUCCCAAGUCAGAGCAGCCGAAUAACCGGGCUCUGCCCGGCACGCCUCAGAAGGGAUUCAGUGAGUCCGCCUGGGCUAGGUCAACUACUACGAGGGAGAGCCCUGUCCACACCACCAUCAACGAUGGCCUCUCCAGUUUGUUCAACAUCAUCGACCAUAGCCCUAGCCCCAUCUUUCACGACACCUUCCAAAAGUGUCCCAGGUCUGGCAGCCGGUCCAGGUCAGCAGAACCCAGACCAGAACUGAGCCCCUUGCAGGAGCCCUGUACAAAUGCCCGCGGCAGAUCACCCAGUCCCCUCCGCUUGGGGACAGAGGCGCAAAAGGAAGAAGGGACUGAGGUGACAAGCAUCAGGCAGGACUUAUCCGCUCCUCCAGGGUACACGCUCACAGAAAAUGCUGCCAGGAUCUUGAAUAAGAAACUUUUGGAGCAUGCCUUAAAGGAAGAGAGGAGGCUACCUUCACACAGCCCACCAAAUCUUAGCAAUGACAACAGCACAGGAGAAAUUGUCAAAGUAGAUCCAGGGUCCAUAGAGGAACUACCUUGUUCUGCACUAGCCCCAUCCCUCCAACCCUGCUUCUCCCGGCCAGAGAGACCAGCGAACCGUCGCCCGCCGUCGCGAUGGGCUUCACAUUCCCCUACUGCCUCACAGUCGCAGUCCACCGGAGACCUGACUUCCUUGGAGGAGAGUGGAAGCAAGGAGCCAUGGGCAGAGACCCCCAGCCAGGGAGGCGAGCCAGCCUAAAUCCAUACAGGAAGAGCAGGGCUCCGACUCGCCUGGGCCAGGUUGCCCGCCAGCUGUCUCUGCCAGCGAGGAGAGAGGUCCGCUCGGAGAGGUCCAAGAAUGUUCUCAGAUGCAGCUGCUGAAUGUCCGACCUGGGAAACAAGAGGUGUUUCUAGAAUGAAACAGUUAAUGUGCCUGUAAUAACUUAACAUUUUCAUUUUGGCUUGUUUUUUCUUUUUUUUGGUUGUUUUUUUUCAUAGCUGAUAAAACUAUUUUUGUCUCCAUCUUUUCUACAUACAGUAUCUUCACACAAAAAAACAAACACCCAACCAAACAAAAAAAAACCACAAACAGAACAAAAAAAAAGCCAAACCAAAAUGUAAAGAACAAAGGAAAAGGAAAAAAAAAAGGUACAACUGAUCUAAAGCAAGAUUUAAAAUCACAAAAAGCAAAGUACCUGAAGUUCUAAGGGAGUUUGGUUACGUGCUCGCGCUCUCUCCAAAUACUGACUGCCUUUUGGUUAUAUUUGCACUGUUACAUUUUGAGUUUGGGGUCUGAAGGGGUUGGUUUUUGUUUUGUUUUUUUGGGUGGGGAGGGUUGUUUCCUUUUUAUGAUGAUGAUGAUGAUGGUUUCGUGUCAAACGAGGGUCUUAAGUUAAUUUUAUUCUGUUUUUAAUGUUAGUGUUGUGAGUUUUUAAAAGCAAAGGCUCUUGGAGGUGCUUCAACUGCCUGAAGCGAGACCUUUUAAAGUAGCCAAGAAAGCCAUCUAAGCUAGUUCACUAGACUGGUGUGAAUUGAGGGGGAAAUACAGGUAAAACAUAAGGAAAAAAAAGGUGUAGUAGCCAAGAAAGCCAUCUAAUGCUAGUUCACUAGACUGGUGUGAAUUGAGGGGGAAAUACAGGUAAAACAUAAGGGAAAAAAAGGUGUAGUAGCCAAGAAAGCCAUCUAAUGCUAGUUCACUAGACUGGUGUGAAUUGAGGGGGAAAUACAGGUAAAACAUAAGGAAAAAAAGGUGUUAAUACAAAUAGAUGGAUACUAAAAAUGAAGGGGGGAAAAAAAACAACCCCAACAAACCAAGCAGGAGAUGAAAGGAUGCCUCAGAAAGUCUUCUGGAGUUAGCUGUAAAAUACACCUACGAUACUUGACUUGCAUGCCUCUGGGUCCUCGCACUUUAGUGCAUGUACAUACUGCUCCUGUACCAUCACCUAAAUGUGAGUCAACCUGUUCCACUGUUCAUAUUGUUGUGAAUUUACCUGUACUGUACUUUUAUUGUUGGUAUUCUUGCAUUGACUAUUAAAAGAAUCCUCUCCCUCCCCCCAAAAAAAAAAAGCCAAAACCAACCAAACAAGAAAAAGAGUUUUUAAGUCAUUAGCAGUUCAACUGGCGUUUACCGAGGCCUUCCUUCCCUUUGGGAAACCCCUUGGAGCCCUCUGGGUGGUACUAAAUUGUUAACUGGUCUUGUUGCAGGGUCUGUUGGAGACCAUGUGAAGUGGAAAUAAAAACCCACAAAACCAAA
Messenger RNA from Pogoniulus pusillus (Red-fronted tinkerbird), 7616 nucleotides. RefSeq names its product microtubule crosslinking factor 1 (gene MTCL1). Lineage: Eukaryota; Metazoa; Chordata; Aves; Piciformes; Lybiidae. Gene Ontology annotation, molecular function: microtubule binding. The record is from RefSeq and is a predicted model, not a curated record. Bases 180 to 6122 code for a protein of 1980 amino acids. Gene Ontology annotation, biological process: microtubule bundle formation; regulation of autophagy; establishment or maintenance of epithelial cell apical/basal polarity. Gene Ontology annotation, cellular component: microtubule bundle; spindle pole; midbody. The transcript has 16 exons.